Molecule: messenger RNA, 489 nt
Organism: Triticum turgidum subsp. durum (durum wheat)
Lineage: Eukaryota; Viridiplantae; Streptophyta; Magnoliopsida; Poales; Poaceae
Source: the annotation of a GenBank genome assembly
AUGGACGUGGAGCGCGCCACCGGCACGGCGGUGUUUUGGACGCCGCACUCAUUUUACGACCCGAGGCGGCCGGAGCCCGUGGCCGUGGGUGCGCCAGCACCCAAUCCUUUCGAGUGGCCGCCGCGGCGGCGGAGGCCGGCCCGGCGGGUGCCGUUCAGUUGGCGGACGUACGAUCCCGAUCCGCCGGUCGUCGUCCCUGGAGCGGCGCCGCCGUACAGGAACGGCGGCUUCGGCGCCGUCCCGGCGUCGGAGAAGGCCAUCGCUGGCCUGCCCAGGACCACGGCCGGCGAGGCGAGGGAGAAGGGCUGCUCCGUGUGCAUGGAGGCCUUCGAGGAGGAGGACAUACUGAGGAGGCUGCACUGCUCCCACGCGUUCCACGAGGAGUGCAUCUCCGUGUGGCUCGGCGUCAGCCACCUAUGCCCGCUCUGCCGCUUCGCGCUGCGUACACAGGGCCAGGAGGACGAGGAGGAGCGUACGGGCCGCCAGUAG